UAACUCCACAGUUGGGCAAUGCAAAUAAGCUGAUAGCAGAUCAGCGGCUAAAAUUAAUACACGAAUCUAAUAUCAAAGUAAUAAAUAUACGUGGACGGUUUUAAAUCGUGUGACUUAUUGUUCUUUUCAGCCCCAGAAUAAUAAACAAAAGCAUGGAAAUGAGUGCGGCAAUGCUUGCGCGUGUAUCCUUCUAUCCCACACUACUCUACAAUGUGCUUAUGGAAAAGGCUACAGCAAGGAAUUGGUACGAUCGAAUUGAUGAAAAUGUUAUACUUGGUGCUCUGCCUUUUCGAACUCAGGCAAAUGACUUAAUUCAAAAGGAGAACAUGAAAGCUGUGGUUUCCAUGAACGAGGAUUACGAAUUAAGUGCCUUCUCCAACGAUUCACCCAAGUGGAAGGCUCUGGGCAUAGAAUUUUUACAACUAGCCACUACAGACAUAUUCGAGUCACCCAACCAAGAGAAGCUGUACCGUGGUGUGGAGUUUAUAAACCGUUUCUUACCACUGUCCAAGCGCAUAACUAGAUUAAACAGUACACAGCAUCCGGAAAAUAUUGGUUCGGUUUAUGUACAUUGUAAGGCAGGUCGUACUCGAAGUGCAACCUUAGUGGGCUGCUAUCUAAUGCUGAAAAACGGCUGGACACCCGAUCAGGCGGUAGCACACAUGCGUCAGUGUCGUCCACAUAUUUUACUGCAUACUAAACAAUGGGACGCAUUAAGAAUAUUCUAUGCAAACAACGUGGAGGCUCAGUCAUGACCCGAAAUUGACAAUAGCCAUACA
Molecule: messenger RNA, 779 nt
Organism: Drosophila busckii
Lineage: Eukaryota; Metazoa; Arthropoda; Insecta; Diptera; Drosophilidae
Gene: PTPMT1
Product: phosphatidylglycerophosphatase and protein-tyrosine phosphatase 1
Exons: 4
Coding region: 153-755 (200 amino acids)
Biological process (GO): protein dephosphorylation
Molecular function (GO): phosphatidylglycerophosphatase activity; phosphatidylinositol-4,5-bisphosphate 5-phosphatase activity; protein tyrosine/serine/threonine phosphatase activity
Source: RefSeq, a predicted model, not a curated record